Molecule: messenger RNA, 1857 nt
Organism: Ilex paraguariensis (yerba mate)
Lineage: Eukaryota; Viridiplantae; Streptophyta; Magnoliopsida; Aquifoliales; Aquifoliaceae
Source: the annotation of a GenBank genome assembly
UCUCUUUCGAGAUAGUCUAUAAUGUGGGUAGCUGAGGCACCACAUUCGUUGAUAAAGCCACUCCUACUCCGCUAUUCUUUUCUUUCAACUUCUCAUCCGUUUUCAUCACUAACGCCACCCAGGAGACUUCUCUGCUUCCAAUCUCGCAGGGGACUAAUCGCAACCGUCACUGCCAUGGAAGGAACCAAAACCACAGCCGGAGAAUCCCCGUCGGACCACGUCACCGGAACCUGGUACUCCGUGCCGGAGCUCCGACUUCGAGACCAUCGAUUCACAGUCCCUCUCGAAUACUCUCUCGAUCACAAAAGCUAUACCAAGAUCUCUAUCUUCGCUCGCGAGGUCGUUGCUGUUGGCAAGGAAGAUCAACUCCUCCCUUACCUAUUAUACUUGCAAGGUGGACCAGGUUUUGAGGCCCCCCGACCAACUGAAUCUAGUGGAUGGAUAAGCAAAGCAUGCGAAGAAUUUCGUGUUAUAUUGAUGGAUCAGCGAGGGACAGGCUUGUCAACUCCUUUGACAACAUCAUCUAUGUUGCAACUGAAGUCUGCAGAGGAUUUGGCUGACUACUUAAAACAUUUUCGAGCUGAUAAUAUAGUGAAUGAUGCUGAAUUUAUUCGAAAACAUCUUGUUCCUGAUGCUGGACCAUGGACAGUUUUGGGGCAGAGCUAUGGUGGUUUUUGUGCAGUUACCUACUUGAGUUUUGCACCAAAAGGACUGAAACAGGUGCUUCUUACUGGUGGAAUCCCUCCAAUUGGAAGUGGAUGCACUGCCGAUGCUGUGUACAGUGCAUGCUUUGAACAGAUUGUUCAUCAGAAUGAAAAGUACUACAAGAGGUUUCCUCAGGAUAUCGUAUUAGUUUGUGAUGUCGUGAAUUACUUGGCAGAGUCUGAAGGCGGCGGGGUUCUUCUUCCAUCUGGUGGCAUCCUAACCCCGAGGGGACUGCAACUUCUUGGUCUGACUGGUUUAGGAUCUAGUACUGGGUUUGAGCAUUUGCAUUAUAUGUUUGAGAGGGUCUGGGAUCCAGUGAUAGUUCCAGGAGCCCAAAAGCAAAUUAGCUACUACUUCUUGAAUGCUUUCGAGAAGUGGUUGUCAUUCGAUACAAACCCACUAUACGCUCUUAUGCAUGAGUCCAUAUAUUGUCAGGGUGCUCCAUCACGGUGGUCUGCUAAUAGAGUAAGGGCUGAAAAUGAGGACAAAUUUGAUGCAAUUAAGGCUGCCAAAGAAGGUCACCCCGUGCUGUUCACUGGAGAGAUGAUAUUCCCUUGGAUGUUUGAUGAAUAUCAUGCUUUGAGGCCUUUCAAACAAGCCGCUUGUUUGUUAGCUGAGAAGAAUGAUUGGCCUGCUCUAUAUGACAUUGCCUCUCUCAAAAAUAACAAGGUACCUGUUGCAGCUGCUGUUUAUUAUGAAGAUCUCUAUGUCAACUUCAAGCUGGUCAUGGAGACGGCUCCUCAGAUAGCAGGGAUUAGGCUGUGGAUAACUAAUGAAUAUAUGCAUUCUGGUCUAAGAGACGGAGGGGGUCAGGUUUUGGAUCAUUUGUUGGGAAUGCUAAACGGAAAGAAACCAUUGUUUUGAUCGUGGAUUGCAAUUAUUAUAUGACACACUAUUCCUCUGUUUCUUGCUGCUAUAAGACAAGUUCUCGAAACUAGAUUCAUCAUUCUCGACUCUAGCGAGUAACCUAUGGAGCAGUCUUGUAAUUAGCCUAGCAUGCUCUACUCAAAGCUUUUGAUAAGCAUGGAGUGUAAGAAUUGCGUCAGUGUGGAGGACCGUUAACACUUGACAUCAUGAACUUAAAAUUGGUGCCUGUGUAUUUUAUGAGGAAAUUUUCUCUACAUCUGAAGCAUACAUGAACUGUGGUCUUUC